Messenger RNA from Punica granatum (pomegranate), 667 nucleotides. NCBI's taxonomy places the organism in Eukaryota, Viridiplantae, Streptophyta, Magnoliopsida, Myrtales, Lythraceae. The record is from RefSeq and is a predicted model, not a curated record.
UUGCAUUUUGCUAUUUAAUUAAUUUCCUAUCCUCCCCCUCUCGCUCUUGCAAUUCUCGAACCUUCCCCUUCCUCACUGCAGUGAAUUCGCGUCUUCGCCUGAGCUGACCGAUCUCGGGCCUGACCUCACGGGGUCAUUGCCGCCAUGGAGGACGAGUUCGCCGACCGGUCUUCCUUCGAGAACAUGGGAAAUGAAAUUAAGGAAGGGGCGGCUGGUUUCAACCCAGCAUUGAUUGUGCUACUGCUCGUUUUGGGGCUCUUGCUGACAUUUCUCAUUGGGAAUUACGUCCUGUACUACUACGCGCAGAAGACCCUUCCUCCAAAGAAGAAGAAGCCUGUCUCCAAGAAGAAGAUGAAGAGGGAGAGACUGAAGCAGGGGGUUUCUGCACCAGGAGAAUAAAUAGGCGGCUUUCGAUAUCUGUUUCUUAUUCCUAUUCCCAUUGUCUAACUGCAGAGUUUCGAAUUUUCCAAUUUGGUGGUAUCAAUGGGAUAUUGAUGGUGUUGAGCAUUUUACCUUUUUCUGUUUCUCUUUGAUUAUGAUAGCAGUUAUAUCGGGACCUUUCAAGUUAAAGUCCCCUUAAUGGACGGUUGGCGUAUCACUAGAUUGGAAGCAAGUUGUUUUAGCAUUUGAAGCUUUGGUUCUUCCUGCAAUGCCAUCAAUUUCUAGA